Messenger RNA from Pyrus x bretschneideri (Chinese white pear), 2182 nucleotides. RefSeq names its product myb family transcription factor PHL6. NCBI's taxonomy places the organism in Eukaryota, Viridiplantae, Streptophyta, Magnoliopsida, Rosales, Rosaceae. Gene Ontology annotation, molecular function: DNA-binding transcription factor activity; DNA binding. The record is from RefSeq and is a predicted model, not a curated record.
GUUUCAAAACCCAAGUUUCCUUACAAGUUAACGUUGUUGGUUUUACAUUGUGAGACAUUUAUAUGUGUCUCUGUGAGUCAGCAUUUCAUUUACUCUGUUUCCGAAAUUUUGGAGGUACGAAGAUCUCUCCCCUCCCGCAGAUCUUCUACCUUAGAAGAUGGUCUUCCAACUGAGAAGACAAUGCUCUAUUUAUACAACUUACUGGUGCUUUAGAUUUGAGUUAGUUCCUUUCGCCUCCGUAUUGGUGGUCUAGUUUCUCCAUACAAUUAAAUGUACCCCAAUCACUCGUUCGUGAUUCUUUUAUUAGUGAAACUACCAUCUGGUGUGGGGGUACUUUAUUACCCUGUAGAUUGAGUUGAAGAAAUUACCCUGUAGAUUGAGUUGAAGAAAACUUCUUAUUUGUGGAAAUGUAGAUUCUUGGUUCUGCUGGCUCCUAGGGUGGAAUUUGAACUUAAAACCCUUUGCUUACCAUAUCUCAAUCUUGCUAAUCAAGUUGAAGCUUUAAUUCUAAUUCAGUGUAUCUAUUCUCAAUCUAGAUAUAGAGAUUUCCACCAAUAGAAGUCGGCAUUUUUCACUGCAUAUUUGAUAGAUUGAUGAAGGUUGGGCUUCCAUCUGCAAUCAUGAGUCACCAUGGUGUCAUCUCUGUACCACAAAGUGAGACCGAAAGGAGUCACAUCGUCAUACUGUACUUCUCCUUCCCCGAUACAUGAUUUGGGUAGUGAAUCAGAAGGCAGGAGUUUCACAGCCAGUAAAUGUUCAUCUCCACGAGUGUCUCCUUUCAAACGGGCAGAAUCUCUUGGCUCUCCUACUAAUAUGCGAGGAUCUCCUGUUCAACAUUCCAAGAGCCCAUUUUCACGUUCUUCUGUUUUCUGUACCAGUUUGUAUCAGUCUUCUUCAUCGAGCUCUGAAACCUCUCGGCAGCUUGGGAAAUUUCCAUUUCUUCCACAUCCUCCAGCAUACGGCCAGUUCAAUUCUGCUGUUGAUUCAAAAUCACCAUUGCUUUUUAGUGAGGAUAUGAGCAAUCAAUAUGAUGAUGAACAAUCCGAUGAUCUCAUGAAAGACUUUCUUAAUUUGCAUGGAGAUGCCUCUCAUGGAAGCUUCCAUGAUAUUAGUUGUGGAAGUGACACUCUAGCACUUACAGAACAAUUAGAGUUACAAUUUUUGUCAGAUCAACUUGACAUAGCUAUCACGGACAAUGGAGAAAAUCCCGGGCUUGAUGAAAUAUAUGAGAUUCCUCAAGCUUCACCACACACAGCUAUAGGAUUGACAUGUAGUAAGGGUUCUUGCGUGACAGCGCCACUCGUUAAUGCUCUUUCAAGUCACCCCUCUCCUGGGCCAGCUUCUGCACAUAGGCCAAGAAUGCGAUGGACACCUGAGCUCCAUGAGCGUUUUAUAGAGGCUGUUAACAGGCUUGAUGGGGCUGAAAAGGCCACUCCGAAAGGUGUAUUAAAGGCUAUGAAUGUUGAGGGCUUAACCAUUUAUCAUGUGAAAAGUCACUUACAGAAAUACCGGCUUGCCAGGUACAUGCCAGAGAAAAAGGAAGAUAAGAAGGCCUCUAACUCUGAAGAAAAGAAAGCUACUUCAACCAUUAACGAAAGUGAUGGACGUAGAAAAGGGAGCAUUCACAUCACGGAGGCUCUGCGCCUGCAAAUCGAAGUUCAGAAGCAACUGCAUGAGCAGCUUGAGGUUCAAAGGGCCCUUCAACUACGCAUAGAGGAUCACGCAAAAUACUUGCAGAAGAUCUUCGAGAAUCAACAGAAAGCUGGCAGUGCUUUACUUUCUCCGCAAGUUUUGUCAUCUCUCACAACAAAUUCCAUUCAAGUGUCCGAGCAACAGCCUUCUUCAUCAUCCUGUGUAUCACUCCCACAACUGGCUGAGUCUGACUCAUUAUCGCCUCUAUCACUGAAGCAUAAAGCUACUGACUGUAGUGACUCUGAGCUGUCGGCAGGCACCAAAAGGCCCCGUCUUGAAGAGAAACCAGAUGAGGGUGCAGUCGAAAAUCCUCAAUUAUAACUGCUUCCACAACACCAUUCCUCUAGAGUCUCAAGUCCAUUGUUUGUAUCAUGUAUAGGACUUCCGAACUUUUUGUAGCUAAAAUUAGCAAUUGAAUUAAUAUGCUUGAUUUGUAUCUCUUGACAGAAAGUAGUAAUUAGAGGAAGAGCAAAUCAACUUUUUAGUUCAA